Messenger RNA from Durusdinium trenchii, 831 nucleotides. NCBI's taxonomy places the organism in Eukaryota, Dinophyceae, Suessiales, Symbiodiniaceae. The record is from the annotation of a GenBank genome assembly.
AUGCCCGAGGCGAAAGUUCAGCCCGAUGUGAUCAGCUACAGUGCUGCCAUCAGUGCCUGUGAGAAGGGCGGGCAAUGGCAGCAAGCAUUUAAGUUGUUUGAGGCCAUUGCUGCCAUCAGUGCCUGUGAGAAGGGCGGGCAAUGGCAGCAAGCAUUUAAGUUGUUUGAGGCCAUGCCCAAGGUGAAAGUUCAGCCCAACAUGAUCAGCUACAGUGCUGCCAUCAGUGCCUGUGAGAAGGGCGGGCAAUGGCAGCAAGCAUUUAAGUUGUUUGAGGCCAUGCCCAAGGUGAAAGUUCAGCCCAACAUGAUCAGCUACAGUGCUGCCAUCAGUGCCUGUGAGAAGGGCGGGCAAUGGCAGCAAGCAUUGAAGUUGUUUGAGUCCAUGUUUGAGGCAAAUGUGCCACCAGAUUUGGUAAGUUACAAUGCCUUAUUUGAUUGUGCUGAAAUCCGGGACAGUGCCAUUGGCAGAGCUUUGUUUGAGAAGUGCAACUUACCAGAGAUUCUGGAAUUGAAGGGCUGUGGCGCUUCGGAGAUCGACCUUCAUGACCUCUCCGAGGGAUUUGCCCGUGCUGUGCUGUGUCACUGGCUUUCCACUGCAAUUGCCACAAAGCUGGAGCAGGAGAAGGAAUUGACAUGCCUCAUCGUCACUGGGUAUGGCAAAUCUCGGAAAGAGUGGGACACUACAGACAUGCGCCAGGCGAGCUUGAAACUCUUGCAAGACGAUCUCGGACUUCAAGCAGCGGUGUUGCGCAAGAACCAAGGUGCAAUUCAAGUUUGUUUGGGGGAGGCAGACUUGCCAGCCCUGCGCCGUGCUGGAGCCAGCUUCAACUGA